AUGUCAUCUCCUUCCGUUCCCAACAUGCCCUCUUCUAUUGGAGAACAGUCUUCAUCAUCUUCAGACACCAUCAUGGACGAAGACAAGCACUACCUCCUUCGAAACGGGCUCAUGUCUGAAGACGGCCUUCCAAGACAUGCCUCAAAGGGAUGCAGGUGGCUCAAUUGGAAUGUUGGUGCACUUGUUGCCAACGUUCUCCUCUUGAUCGCCGGCGUUUCCGUUUGGGCUCGGGUUAACUCUUCGCUGAAGAAGUUCAACUGUGGCUCGAAGCCGGACUUCUUUGAGCCAGAUCUCGUCUUUGAUACCCCCGUGGUCUUCCAGCCAUACGGCUUCUAUGGCGGAGUCAGCAACAGCUCCAACGAUGCCUGGAAGCGCCUAAUGCCCCCAGGUGACGGCAUCGUCGAAAUCCCAAACGAACUCACCUACGAUCUGCCUCCCAGCUUGCCCGCGCCCAACAGCCCAAAGACGAGCAAGGUGUAUGGCAUCAGCAUGUUCCACCAGCUGCACUGUCUCAACUUCGUCCGGUACGCCUACGAGCCGGAGUCCAUCAAGGACUAUCCUGCCGACGAGGUCGUCUACCACCGCGACCACUGCAUCGACUACAUCCGGCAAGCCAUUAUGUGCGCCGGCGAUGUGACCUUUGAGCCACUCACGGAGGUUGGCAUUAACGGCAUUGGAGCAACGCACAUGUGUCGGAGCUAUGACAAGAUGUUUGCUUGGGCGUAUAAGCAUCGGUCGGAUAAGAAGGAUGAUGGAUAUCCCCCAGGGAAGGUCACUCAUACCCCGGCGGACAGGAAUAUGUUGGAGAGUGCACAUCCGCAUAUCCAUGGUGGUCACUGA
This is a messenger RNA of Sordaria macrospora k-hell, 840 nucleotides long. RefSeq lists its product as uncharacterized. NCBI's taxonomy places the organism in Eukaryota, Fungi, Ascomycota, Sordariomycetes, Sordariales, Sordariaceae. The record is from RefSeq and is a predicted model, not a curated record. Gene Ontology annotation, biological process: mycotoxin biosynthetic process.